Procambarus clarkii (red swamp crayfish) is the source of this 1656-nucleotide messenger RNA. The record is from RefSeq and is a predicted model, not a curated record. Lineage: Eukaryota; Metazoa; Arthropoda; Malacostraca; Decapoda; Cambaridae.
AUGAAGUGCCCACAUGCUGUCAGUUCCACAGACGCUGGCACUGUCCUAGAGGCUGGCACUGUCCCAGAGGCUGGCACUGUCCUAGAGGCUGGCACUGUCCCAGACGCUGCCACUGUCCCAGAGACUGUCACUGUCCCAGAGGCUGACACUGUCCCAGUGGCUGCCACUGUCCCAGAGGCCGACACUGUCCCAGAGGCUGACACUGUCCCAGAGGCUGAGACUGUCCUAGAGGCUGGCACUGUCCUAGAGGCUGGCACUGUCCCAGAGGCUGGCACUGUCCUAGAGGCUGGCGCUGUCCUAGAGGCUGACACUGUCCCAGAGGCUGGCACUGUCCUAGAGGCUGGCACUGUCCUAGAGGCUGGCACUGUCCCAGAGGCUGGCACUGUCCUAGAGGCUGGCACUGUCCUAGAGGCUGGCACUGUCCCAGAGGCUGAGACUGUCCUAGAGGCUGGCACUGUCCUAGAGGCUGGCACUGUCCCAGAGGCUGGCACUGUCCUAGAGGCUGGCGCUGUCCUAGAGGCUGGCACUGUCCCAGAGGCUGGCACUGUCCUAGAGGCUGGCACUGUCCUAGAGGCUGGCACUGUCCCAGAGGCUGGCACUGUCCUAGAGGCUGGCACUGUCCUAGAGGCUGGCACUGUCCUAGAGGCUGGCACUGUCCCAGAGACUGCCACUGACCCAGAGACUGCCACUGUCCCAGAGACUGACACUGUCCCAGAGGGUGACACUGUCCCAGAGGCCGACACUGUCCCAGAGGCUGGCACUGUCCCAGAGACUGCCACUGUCCCAGAGACUGCCACUGUCCCAGAGGCCGACACUGUCCCAGAGGCUGGCACUGUCCCAGAGGCUGACACUGUCCCAGAGGCUGACACUGUCCCAGAGGCUGACACUGUCCCAGAGGGUGCCACUGUCCCAGAGACUGACACUGACCCAGAGGCUGACACUGUCCCAGAGGCUGACACUGUCCCAGAGACUCCCACUGUCCCAGAGACUGACACUGUCCCAGAGACUGACACUGACCCAGAGACUGACACUGUCCCAGAGGGUGACACUGUCCCAGAGACUGCCACUGUCCCAGAGACUGACACUGUCCCAGAGACUGACACUGUCCCAGAGACUGACACUGUCCCAGAGACUGACACUGUCCCAGAGACUGACACUUUCCCAGAGACUGACACUGUCCCAGAGACUGACACUGUCCCAGAGACUGCCACUGUCCCAGAGACUGCCACUGUCCCAGAGACUGACACUGUCCCAGAGGGUGACACUGUCCCAGAGGGUGACACUGUCCCAGAGACUGACACUGUCCCAGAGACUGCCACUGUCCCAGAGACUGACACUGUCCCAGAGACUGACACUGUCCCAGAGACUGACACUGUCCCAGAGACUGACACUGUCCCAGAGACUGACACUGUCCCAGAGACUGACACUGACCCAGAGACUGACACUGUCCCAGAGACUGACACUGUCCCAGAGACUGACACUGACCCAGAGACUGACACUGUCCCAGAGACUGACACUGUCCCAGAGGGUGACACUGUCCCAGAGGGUGACAGCUGUCUGCAGCUGCCAGUGAAGCAGCUUCCGGAUUCCACAGCAGGAAGAAGACUAUUAUUUGAAGCUAAAUAUCGAAUAAGCAAGCUAGCUCCUUUCCGUUAA